GUCCCGAACGGCUCCCCUGGCCGAAGAGGCGUGGACACUCCACAACCUGGACGCGCGGCCUCGUGCCCCGACCCUCUUCCCCACCCCCGGAUCACGCCACCCUGAGCCGUGGCCAUUACCGGAAAGCUCCGGGGAGCGCCCAACAUUCCAGCACCACCUAAAUGACUUUCUCCAUUCGGAGUUCGGCCGGGCUUCCGAGCCAAGCCGCACUGCCCUGCGUGACCACCAGGUGGCGCCCUUUGGCCAGACUUCCCCGGGCGGGCUGGCGGGUGCGCUCCUCGCCGGUCAGUCGGGCAGCAGCUGCCGCCGGAGGAGCUCAUGGCCGGCCUGGGAGCGCGCAGCGUCCUGGUGACCGGAGCCAACCGGGGCAUCGGCCUGGAGCUGGUCCGGCAACUCUUGAGCAAGCCCGAUUCUCCGCAAUGGAUCUUCGCCUGCAGCCGGGAACCGGAGGGCGAGCGCGGACAGGCUCUCGGGAACCUGGUUUCCAAAUACCCAAACCUGGUGAUGGUGAAGCUAGAUACUACGAGUUCCGCAAGCAUUAAGGCUGCCGCAGCAUGUGUGGAGAACCACCUGAAAGGCUCAGGGCUGAAUCUGCUAAUCAACAAUGCUGGCAUUUAUAAAGCGGUGACGUUGGACUUGGUGGAUGAAGAAGACAUGAUCAAUACGUACAAGACCAAUGUGAUUGGGCCGCUGUUAGUGAAUCAGGCUUUCCUGCCUCUUUUAAAGAGGGCUGCCCAAGGAAGCUCAAAGAAAGGGCUGAGCUGCAGCAGGGCAGCCAUUAUCAACAUCUCCUCCAUAUUUGGCAGCAUGGAGUGGGUCCCACUCACCUACAAUAAACCUGCAAUCCCAUAUCGCUGCAGCAAGGCCGCUCUUAACAUGUUGACCCGGUGCCAGUCUGUGGAUUACCAGGCAGAAGGGAUUCUGUCCACGAUAAUUCAUCCAGGAUGGGUGAAGACUGACAUGGCCGGCGAAGAGGCUGACCUGACCGUGACCGAGAGCGCGCAAGGCAUCCUGGACGUUCUUUCCAAACUCAGCGAUGAACACAACGGCGCCUUCCUUGACUGGACGGGAAGCAAAGUGUCUUGGUGAUAUCAGCCGGCUGAGACAGAUCUCUUCAGUAUCUCCGGCUGUUUCUGUGGCAGAUGCCAGGAAUCAAGGAAGAGGCUGCGGUGGACAGAACUAUUUCACUUGCUUGGUGGACAGAACUAUUCAUUCUGUGAAUAAACUCUGCACUCUACUA
Messenger RNA from Sphaerodactylus townsendi, 1240 nucleotides. RefSeq names its product C-factor-like. The record is from RefSeq and is a predicted model, not a curated record. The transcript is spliced from 6 exons. NCBI's taxonomy places the organism in Eukaryota, Metazoa, Chordata, Lepidosauria, Squamata, Sphaerodactylidae. The coding region runs from base 319 to 1089 and encodes 256 amino acids.